Camellia sinensis is the source of this 2465-nucleotide messenger RNA. The record is from RefSeq and is a predicted model, not a curated record. Lineage: Eukaryota; Viridiplantae; Streptophyta; Magnoliopsida; Ericales; Theaceae.
CUAUAUCCAAAUCAAUUGUAUUGUAUUGAAUUUUGUGCAGCGCAAGCUCUCUUCCUCGAAAAAGUCGGUAAAUAUGGCUGCUACUGCCACAGUUACAAUACAUUCUAGGUCACUGACCCUACUCCAUCAUCAUCAUCAUCAUCAUCAGCAUCAGUGUAAUACCUUGUCUUUCUCCUCAAUUUCUUUCCCGACAACCAAACCCAUCUCUCACUCACUACUGAUUUUCAGGUCACCUGCUAAACGCCCCGUGCCUCCUUCUUACGCUGCUGUUUCUGCACAACCCCAAGGUACAUUUGAUCCUGAACUUCGGUCAGUGCUUGAACUUGCCACGGACUCCGAGUUGUAUGAGCUUGAAAGAAUUCUAUUUGGGCCAAGUUACUUCAGUCCUUUGUUGAAGUCAAUAACAAAACAAACAGAUGUUGAUUACUUCAUGAUUGAAGAAGAUGCUGAAGAGCGGGAUGAUUUCAUAGCAAUGCUUGAAUCGCGAUUCUUAUUCCUUGCUGCUGAUGCUCGGUCCACAUUAAGGGGUUGGAGACCAUCAUAUAGAAAUGUCUUGCUUGGAGUGAGGGAAAAAUUAAACAUACCUUGUUCAAGCAAAUUGUCAACAGAAGACCUAGAAGCAGAGAUUUUUCUUCAUCUGUUGCAGGAAUAUUCGAGUAGGGAUGAAUCAGGAACCUUCCCUAGCUCAUGGGAAAGCUCUAAGAAUCCUGACAACCAUGGUAGUUUAGAACUUGGACUCAGUCCAUGGAAGGUGCAAGCUAUUGCUGCUUUAAGGGUUGGGGCAUCAGAGCUUCGUAGAAUUAUCUUAAAGGGUGGUGGGAUGCUUACAUUGGGCAAAGUAUAUAACUUGUUAGCAAGGAAAUUAUUGGGGAGGAUGUUCUUGGAGGGUGCCAAGUAUCAGAUAAAGAAGGAAGUUAUCAGAAAGGGUGGUCAAUUAGCAGCCGUUAACCUAGAGUCCAGAUUGGCAUUGCUGGUGGCAAAACAGGGUGUUGCAGGUGCUGCGGCACGAUAUCUGGGGCUCAGGAGCAUGAUGGUUUUACUUGGUCCAAUGCUCUGGGGGACAUUUCUGGCUGAUGUUGUCAUCCAAAUGCUUGGAACUGAUUAUGCUAGAAUCCUACGAGCAAUUUACGCAUUUGCGCAGAUCCGUAUCACCCGUACAUAUAGGUUACCGUCUGACAUCAACUAAGGAGAUUAGUCUUUUGAGCAUUGUAGUCAACACUCUUGAGCUUCAUUUUGGUUCUUCAGCAGCAAUGGGUUUUGAGGUACUUCUCCAAUUCUUCAGUUCUCCAAUUCUUUAAAUUAAUUGUGAAUAGAGUAGUUUAAUGGUUGUCAAUAAUCCUUUGGUCACGGUUGUGUAUAUAUCCAUUUAGAUUUAACUAACAGACUCCAUGUAUUAGUUUGAAUACAUCAUGGUUAAUGUAAAAGAAAUCAAAUAAACUGCUAAUAUUUUUUGCUGCAAAUAAUAUCAGAGCUUUCUUGGUGGAAAAAUGUAUGAAUGAUACUCUCAUAAGUUUGUGGAAGAGAAACAAAAUGUGCAGGAAUAUUGUUCUCAAUACACAGGAGCUGCUAUUAGACAUCACUUGGAACCAAUUGCCUUUGGUCUCAUAGAAACCAAAGAAAUUGAACAAAAUCAACUUGCCCGGAGCACCUAGUUCUCUUUAUUAUACUACAAUCUAUUAAUUAGAGACCAGUUGAAAGAAUGUCCAUCAUCUCAUUCACCCGUUAUUGUUUCCGUGCUCACCACAAAUACCGAGCCCGCAUCCAUAUUGUUGAUUGAAAAACCAUAAACACCAUCAAUCGUUAGUGCAGCUUUCACUGAUACCAUUUGUAUUGCUGCUACUUCCUCAGCCAAUUCCGUUACCGGGGCUUUGAUUUCUCAGUGGUGUCCUAACUCCAGUGCCAAAGCAUGACUUCAGCUGCCACUGGCUUGCUAAAAUCUUCAAGCAGUACUGUUGUUAGGAGGUUUCAAGGGGAAGCCCAGGGCUUGUACCUUACCCUGCUUAUUCUACACUCAAAUCUAUCUUAAUUGCAAUGUCUACCUGUGCUUACUGAUGACAAUACAAGUGUUCAUACACACACUAAUGCAGAAUUCUGGUUGACAACUAAGCUUUGGUUGGUUGGUCCAACCCUUGUAAUCUGACCUAUCUCGUCCAAGUUAAAAUUACUCUCUGAUGCUUCACGUAUUGUUUUCUAUGUUGUACUUGCAGACUAAGCCAACCGGAUAAUUCUCAAUCUCUCUCUUCUGGAUCAAGCUAUCUGUAGAUUCACUUGAAUUGUCUGUUUUUCUUUUUCUUUUUUUCUUUUUCUUUUUUUCUUUGAAGGUCUAGAAUUGUAUAUUCUUUUAUUGCAUCUUUCAUACCCUGCUUGAGUGGAAAGUAAUGCUGUGAACUACUCCAUGUAUGUGUGGUUAAUUUUUUUUUUUCCCUUAAAGAAAAGCCAAAAAUCUUGAUUUCUUCUUCUUUUCA